Symsagittifera roscoffensis is the source of this 1368-nucleotide messenger RNA. Its product is annotated as double C2-like domain-containing protein alpha. Gene Ontology annotation, biological process: exocytosis. Lineage: Eukaryota; Metazoa; Xenacoelomorpha; Acoela; Convolutidae. The record is from RefSeq and is a predicted model, not a curated record.
AAUCGGUUAAUUUUGAUCAGUUCAGUUUCCGAAUUUACUUGACGUGAGAACUGAAGUCGGUGGCGUGUUACAACUAUGAGCAACCGGGCAAAUCGUCGCUAUUCUCUCGCAGCCAACGCCCUUCCCCUUCAAAGUGUUACUCCCCCCAGUCGCAACAUAGCUAACUCCCCCUCCCCCACGCCCUCUCCUUUCCCCUGCCAGAACAGCAAUGACGUCAUAGGAGGUGGGGUUGCAUCUUCGUCUCUGUCGCCAUCAAGUUUGAUUUCUUCUUUGGGCGGGAUGGCCCAGAGGCGAUUGAGUUACUUUGAUGUGAGUUCGGUCACAGGUGUGCAAGGGGACAACAAACAGGCUCCCCCGUUCCAAAUUCCAAAGAAGAGGGGAUCGCUGGGACCAUCAGCACUAAGUCCAGUAACUUCUCGCGUGGCAAGUGACACUUCGCAAAUCAGUAGUCGUCGCAUGUCUGUGUCGCCCUCUCCAAGCAGCCACGGGGUAGGCAGUGGUGGACCAAUGUCCCCUGCCUCCCUCCACAACCCCGCCUACCAACUCCCUCUCGACAGCAGUGCAUCCAACUCCCCGCCUGCCCAAUCGGUCAACUGUUCAGUUACUGAAGAGAACUCCAAAUACGAAGGAAGAAAUGCUCAACUUGCGAAAAUUAUAUCAAAAACCAACACAAAAGAUCGUGGUAUGUUGGAGUUCUCAGUGACCUAUGACGCUGAUGCUUUCACCCUGCAGAUAGCCCUACAUCGGGCCAUAGACCUGCCCCCAAUGGACGUGAAUGGACUGGCAGACCCCUAUGUCAAGCUGCACCUCCUCCCCGAUUCGUCCAAAGGUCAGCUAGCAACGAAAAAAAGGUCCCACACCAAAUCCAAGACACUGAACCCAGUUUGGAACGAGUUCUUCGCGUACCACGGAGUCGCGCCCGAGGAGACUUUGACGAAAGUGCUUCGGCUCUCGGUUUUUGAGUUCGGACAGAACGAGUUCAUCGGGGAAGCGAGACUUGAGUUGUCGCAACUGAAGUCUCGCGUAACGCAGAGGUUUGAAGUACCUCUCCAAAAACAACUUGCUGAAAUAGUGCCUAAGCUUGACGUGGAAGAUGAGUUGUCCACUGGUGAUGGGGUGGGCAAAAUCCUGAUUGGGGUCAUGUACAUGUUCAAAGCACAGUGUCUAGUGGUCACUAUCAAGAGGUGUGCCCAGUUGAAGAGUAUGGACAACAAUGGAUACAGUGAUCCAUACGCCAAAGUGUAUUUGCGACCAGAUGUGUGCAAGGAGAGCAAGCGGAAGACGAACGUCGUCAAAAAGAGCCUCAAUCCAGACUUCAACGAGGUAGACCUGGUUUUUAGUCCAUUAGGGUUCCAGUUUGGUGCUUAA